This is a messenger RNA of Ananas comosus (pineapple), 2336 nucleotides long. RefSeq names its product probable inorganic phosphate transporter 1-10. Lineage: Eukaryota; Viridiplantae; Streptophyta; Magnoliopsida; Poales; Bromeliaceae. The transcript is spliced from 4 exons. Gene Ontology annotation, biological process: transmembrane transport. The record is from RefSeq and is a predicted model, not a curated record. The coding region runs from base 476 to 2176 and encodes 566 amino acids. Gene Ontology annotation, molecular function: transmembrane transporter activity. Gene Ontology annotation, cellular component: membrane.
UGCCCAAUAGCAAACCAAUACUGUCAUCUAAUCACUUUGACUUGUCUUCCGUUGGUUGAUUCAACAACUCAUCACAGCCUCCAAAAUGGCAAACACCUUUCACGUGGUUCUUCAUCCAUGCCACAUUCCUUUCUUCCACGUGGCCCGCGAUAAACCCUCUUGCACCAUAUUGGAAGCACCCUCCAACCACUGGAUCCUCACCUCGGCCUUGGAACAAAGAACGCUAUGCGCUCAAAUCCGAGACCAAAUCUCAGUAAGCAUCUUCUCCGGAAUCUAAAAUUAACUAAUUCCAGGAAAGCUCACCCUCGCUUCCCAUUCAUUCAAUUCUGCCAUGUCAACGCACCCUCACAAUCGCAUGUACGGUAGUUAUAUCCGAUUCCAACUAUCAUAGCUCUGCGGCCGCAGCUCCAUUAGCUUCGUCACCCGGAGGCAAAAAUUGGGAGCUACUCAUCGCGCUCACCGAGUGUUCGAGAGAAUGUCUCUAAAGGUGCUCACGGCGCUGGACCACGCCCGCACGCAGCUCUACCAUUUCAAGGCCAUACUCAUCGCCGGGAUGGGCCUCUUCACCGACUCCUACGACCUCUUCUGCAUCCUCCCCGUGAUGAAGCUCAUCGGCCGCAUCUACUACGAGCCCAUCGGCGGCGACCCCGGCGUGACCCCUCCCGUUGUUGUCUCCGCCAGCGUCGCCAUCGCCCUCCUCGGCACCGUGAUUGGGCAGCUCGUUUUUGGCGCGCUCGGCGACCGGGUCGGACGCCGACGCGUCUACGGCCUCUGCCUCCUCCUCAUGGUCUUCAGCUCCUUCGGCUGCGGCUUCUCCAUAUGCCGCACCCGCGGCUGCGUCCUCGGCAGCCUCUGCUUCUUCCGCUUCCUCCUCGGGAUCGGCAUCGGCGGGGACUACCCGCUCUCCGCCACGAUCAUGUCGGAAUUCGCCAAUAAGAGAACGAGGGGGUCGUUCAUCGCGGCCGUGUUCUCGAUGCAGGGGUUCGGGAUCCUGGCCAGCUCCGCCGUCACGAUGGCGGUCAUGGCCGCGUUCAAUCGGGCGACAAACCCUGAGGACAUCAGUCCACUACGCACGCCUGAGGCGGCCGACCUCGCGUGGAGGCUCAUACUCAUGAUAGGCGCCAUACCGGCGGCGCUGACCUACUACUGGAGGAUGGCCAUGCCGGAGACUGCCAGGUUCACAGCUCUGGUGGAGCAGGACGUGAUGAAGGCCACUGCCGACAUGGGGCGGGUGCUGGGCGACUUCGACCUCGACAUCCACGGCUCCGAUGCACUCCGCCACUCUCCGUCUUCGGUAACACCGCCACCACCUCCUCCUCACCCUACAUCGACGUACGGCUUCUUCUCCCGCGAGUUCCUGCGCUACCAUGGGCGCAACCUGUUCGCGUGCGCGGCAGCGUGGUUCAUUGUGGACGUGCCCUACUACAGCAGCACCUUAUUCCAGUCCCAAAUCUACCUGCCCUGGUUCCAACGCGCCAGCCACGUGAAUGCCUACCAGGAGGCCUACAAUGUCGCCAAGUUCCAGGCCAUCAUCGCGGUCGCCUCCACCAUCCCGGGUUACUUCGCCACGAUGUACUUCAUCGACCGCAUCGGCCGCCGCCCCAUCCAGAUGCUCGGGUUCUCCUUCAUGGCUGUCUUCCUCUUCGCCCUUGCAGGCCCCUACGACGCCUACUGGCACGACCACACCAACGCCUGGUUCAUCGUCCUCUACGCCCUCACCUUCUUCUUCUCCAACUUCGGCCCCAACACCAUCACCUUCAUCCUCCCCGCCGAGCUCUUCCCAGCCCGGUUCCGGUCCACCUGCCACGGCAUCUCCGGCGCCUCCGGAAAGGUCGGGGCGAUUGUCGGGGCCGUCGGUUUCCUCUGGGCAUCGCAGGAUAAUAACCGGGCCAACAUUCAGCAAGGUUACGAGCCGGGGAUCGGGAUGAUGUACGCGCUGAUCAUACUGGGGGGGGUCUGUGUAGUUGGUUUGGUGCACACCUAUGUGUUUACGCCGGAGACGAAGAUGAGGUCGUUGGAGGAGAACGAGGGAGGAGGAAGCACGCACAGGGAGAACGAGAAUGGUGGGAACGCGGAGGAGGUGGUGAUGGGCAUCGUUGUUACCGGGAACGAGGUGCCCAAGAGCCCGUCGAAUAGGAGCAACUCGCCUCUUUGUGGGCGUUCUCCGGACUUGUAAGAUAGGAUAAGAAGCCAUCUUGUUGAUGCCGCAAAGCCCUUCAGAAUUGGAAGUCACUACCAGAAGCCUCUAUGGCAACGCUUACAGGCUGAUGAGCCACCGCUUUGAGCAGGCUCUCUUCAUUGUUCUCCGGCACAUCUUGAAAGCCGGUGAUGCUUAC